Bombus pascuorum is the source of this 5956-nucleotide messenger RNA. RefSeq lists its product as uncharacterized. The coding region runs from base 287 to 3790 and encodes 1167 amino acids. The transcript has 11 exons. Lineage: Eukaryota; Metazoa; Arthropoda; Insecta; Hymenoptera; Apidae. The record is from RefSeq and is a predicted model, not a curated record.
UCCGCACAGCGCCGAUCAAUAACGUCGUUCUCGGCGACGCCGGCGUCGGGAGCGUCGCUGCGUGAAGGCACUCGCAAGCAAUCGACGUGUCGCUACGAAAACUUGUACACGGGUGCGAUCGAAAAGGAGAGUCGCGUGAAAAAAAGAAACGAUUAGGAAUGCGACCCCUGCAUUUACUGCUGUUUUGCAUAACAAGACUUAUGUCAACGAAAAGUACCAGCCAUAUCCGGAGCCGGAAUCAGAUUUUUUCGGAUUCGAACAAUCUUUAGGACCCACCCACGACACGAUGGCUAAGAACGUCGGGGAAAGUCGGAUACCAGUACCACGCGCGGCACGGCCGUCUUUUUUCCCGAAAUCGAGAGUACUUGGUACGCCGACGCUUGUAUCUGGACAUCGACGUUCAUUGGUACUCCCGGGAUGUUUAUCAUUCGUCGAUGCCGAGGACGAGACCAGCGCUCCUAAAACAAAGUGCGGGACGCGAGCUGUGUCUACACCGUCGAUCGAAGAUUCGGGACAUAAGACGUUCACGAUAUCACCUGUAUGGGAUAUUGACAAAGAUGACGUGCAACAGUUGGUUCACUUUGCCGAAGAAAAGAGCAGCUUUUUCAGUUUGCUCGAAAAUUCUCAGUUGAAUAUGAUCGAGGACGCUGGUGAGAGCUGCCUCUUGGAAACGUCCCUAGGCAAUUAUAAUGAUAACGCAGUAAAUACACCACACUAUUUGAUGCUCAAUAAGCAGAAUUCCUUUGAACACGACGAAAGCCUCGGCAUAUUGACCCCCGACCAAAUGACCGACUUCACAGUUGCACUAGAGUGCUCCAGGACACCAUCCUGCGAAAAUCUUACGGGAUCAGCAGGCUCUAGAUUGGCGUUAACGCGAGCAUCUGCAUCGAGACCGUCAGCGGAUGUUGAGCCAACCGAAGAAGCUUCAAGCGAGAGAACACCAUCUCCGGAAGAGUUACCGCUCGAUCCUAAGCCAACGGAGCCUGUUAGGGGCACUGUUCCUAUCAGUUUCGUUACAUCGGUAACGAGUAUCACUAGUCUCGAGGCUGGUUAUCAAGGUGACGGUGAGAACUCGAGGCCAGCGAGUCGUGGGGCUGAUCCACCAUCCGUCGCACCACCGCCAAAUCUACCGGCUCCUUGCAGGCAAGAUCCGAUGACGGAUUCGGAUUUCUUUACGGAAAGUGAUGCUGACGCAUAUGAGGAAAUCGUACGUGGCGAUAGGAAAGCUCAAGUGAUCGACGGUACCCUCUUCUGCGCGCCUGGUGGUCGAAGAUGUCCGAGUUUUACAGGAGAAGAAAUGGAUUCGAGUGGGAUUUAUUCGGAUCUCGAUAAAAGACAGGAUGAACUUCAUGUUCCUGAGGAGGCAGUUGUGGAACACGAGGAUCACACUCCCGAUACUAUUGAUACGGAGGUCUCACAGAGGAGCCAGCCGACACCGAUCAAAGCGGAUGUUAUUAUGGAUUAUUUGCAGGCUCCUGUAAAUCCUCUGGAUGGAUCGGCUGACUCCAGCGGCUCGAUGAAUCCCACUGAUAUUACGAUAAUCGAAGUGGAAAGAAGCAAUGAUAAUAUGAGAUCGAAAACGCAGAACAAAGCUGAUUCAGUCCCAUUAAAAAAAUACAAGAUGCCUAAGAGGAACGUUGUUUCGAAAAUCAAGGCUAUGAUCGAGUCUGGACCGAAAGAUGAAACCGAGAAAGAAGCUCGACGUUUACCGAGAUCUGCUAGAAAGAGUGGGCGAUGGGACGCCGUUAUGAGCAAAAUCGAGGCUGGGAAAAGCGAACAAAGGACUAGAUCGAUCAGGAAGGAAGUAAAAUCAAGGGUACUCCAGAGCCUUAAUCAACCAUCUCCUACGGGAUCAACUCAAAAGAAAUCUGGUGAUGCAAAUAAUAACAAUAAUAAGGAUAAAAGGAGAAUACGUGGCCGACAAGAAAUAAAAUCGCCAAUCGAAGAAACUGCCAGAAGCUCCGUUCGUAGCUCCUUGAGUGAUCUCAGCACCGGACCUAACAAAGACGCACCAAAGAGAUCACCGACAUCGGUAAACCCACCUAGAAGACUGGUAGCAAACGGUCGUGGUAAUCAACAGAAUCGUGUCAACAGUUUCGACACGAAGAAGAACUGUGUAGAAAUUUCGCCUAUCAAUCUCGAGAAGAGCCCAUCAGCCACGCGAAAGCCGACAAUAACCAGGAGAUUAACUACUGUCCCAGCGAAGCAGCAUAAUUCAACGAUAUCGAUAAAAGAUCGCGAAACUAAGGAGCACAAUAAUAGCUAUGUGGUGACAAGAGCGUCUUUAGAGACGCGAGAUCAGGCCGCACAAACCGACAUACCUUAUGAUGCACUUCGCGUAAAACCGGCGGAACAAGUUAUACAAGCCCUUUCUAUCACCAUACAAUAUUUGGCCUAUGAGUUGGACGCCUUUUCUACCCCAAAACUAAAGAAAGAUUAUGAGAAUAUGAAAAAAGAAUGGAUAUCUUCGUGUACGGAAAUCGAAAAAUUAACAGCUAGAAACCUCGACAUUGAAGAUAGAUUAGAGUCGGAGAGAGAGAAUCAUCGAAAAGCCUUGGACCAUCUUCGUGAAGAUCUGGAAGCUCGACAUGCAGAACAAAUUGCCACCUUGGAAGCAGCCCUACAGGAGGAAAGGCGCAGGUGCGAGGUCAGAUUGCGAGAUUCUUUAAAUGAGGUCGCAAAGGAACAUCGUGCCGUAAUCGUGAAAUUGCGAACUGAACAAGAAGCUGAACUUAUACGAAGAGAAACGGAGUUUAAGAGGAGAUCUGUCGUUCACGAUCAGGGGGCUGCGCUGACAGCAGAAGUCGAAUCUUUAAGAUCGGUGCUAGAAAUUAAAAGCCAAGAGAACGCUUCUUUGAGAUCGGAUCUCGAUAAUAUUAAACGAGAGAUCGAGGACAAGGAAGCUUUGCAACAGCGUGUAGACACUCUUGAGGCCAGAUGCGAAGAUUUAAAAGCACAGCUUCAAUGUAAAGAGGCUGUGGAGAGGCAAAUAUCUCACGAUAACGAGGUACUGCAUGAAUCGAUUCAUCAAAUAUCCAAGCAGAACAAGCGUUUGGCACAACGUAACGAGGAAUUGCAAUGGAGAUUGCGUCAAAAAAACGAAGUAGUGACCGUUCUUGCGAACUUGACGCCUAGGCUUUCGCGUUCUUUAGGCCCGGAGCACGUCGAAAAUUCUCUCUCACCCGACAAGAACGGUCCGCAAUCUUCGCAAUCCAUGGUAAAGUUUAUGGUGGAGAAAGGUGACUCAGUUUCGUGGACGUUGGAAAUCGAUGACGAAUUCAAAGGAGGAUGCGAUGGGUCGUCAUUGGGAACACCACCCAAAAUGGGUAGAUCGGAAACAACGACAACAGUGUCGAGACAAGGAUCGCUUAGAUUGACGCCUAGAAGGGCUUCCGUAGAUAUGAGAGCGAGAUCCAAAAGUAUUUCCGUUACGGAUUCCACACGAGUCGAGGAAUCUGGAUGGGCGCCUACGUUUAAUUCUACACCGAAUGCUCGACGAAGACCCAGAAGCGACCCGUCUUCUUCAGCCUCGUCUACUUCUUCGUCAUCCUCUUCUUCUGCGACAGCAGUCACUACGAAUUCUGCAAUGGCCGUUGCCGUUGCUGCUGCGGCUGCAGCUGCUGCAGCGGCUGAAGAUUGUGGCGCAGGUCAAAGGCCUCAAGAAGCAGGUGGCGAAGCAAUGAUUUCAGAAGAAACGUCUGCCACGAGCAGUGAAGACGAAUCAUCCACGAGUAGCGAUAUUCCUCCAUUGCCAAUACAAUUUGCUUGGGGUAACGUUCAAAUCAAGUAACGUUCUCACGAUCCUCUUCAAUGUAUUAGAUCAGGCUAAUGUAUUAGAUUAAGUAAUAAGUUCGCUUUUCUUUACAAAAAUAUUUAUAUAACACACACCUAAUUGAUGCAUGCACUAUUUUGCUCCACGAUCUUUUGCCAUAUUUUAGGGAUUUAUUUAUUCCCUCACUGCAAAACUUCUCAUUUUUUUUUUAUUAAAAAAUUUUAAUUGUUUUUGUGUCGUUUCAACAAAGAAUCGUAUAUUCAGAUUUAUUCUAGUAAAUUUUUCUCGAUUAAUUUGUGCGAGAUACAAACAUCGGCUUAUUUGUAAUUCCAAGUUUGUUUAAAUGUAAUGAAACUGAUUUCUAUGAAUAUUAAAACUGUUAGUAAUGUCUCGAGUUGUGUAUCGUGGGUUUUGUUCAAUUAAUGAUAUUGCUAUUUCAUCAACAUUAAUCUUCAUUAGUCAUUCUGCCCUAUUAAAUCUUUUAAUUCAUUUUUGAGCCAUAUGUUUAUUAACUCUAGUAACAUACACAUUACAAAUAUUUUUUUUAUUUUUGUUACAUUUAUUUUCUCGAAAUGCGUACGCGGUUGAGACGAACGAACUUAUUACUCAAUCUAAUAAUUCGAUUGGAGCAAGUUCAUUCGGUGAUUCCAUAAUAAUUUUGUGGCAAUUACUCCAAGUAUUUCCGAGGAUAAUAUGAUGUCCUUUUACGCAAAUGAACGUUCACAUGGUUAUUUCAAACACUGUACGCGCACUUUUUCUAUUACUUCUGUACCUGUAACUUAUACGUUCGAUUGCAAACAGAUGGGAGAUAUAUAUUUUACCAAACCAAUGAGACAGUUUCGAUGAUGUUUUGUCACGAUUAUAUAUAUUGGUAAAAUCGGUUGAAGAUAAAGAAGUUGAUUCUUACUUAGGUAUUUAGAUUAGAAACGGUGUUUUUAUGGUGUUACGAUAUUUUUUCAAAUUAUGACUCUUUGUAAUAUCACGAUUACUAUACCAACUUCUCUAUCUUCACAUCAACUCUGCUCUUUAGUUGUUAGAAACUUUGGUACGCGAGAUCGCACAAUGAGAAAUCGUUCGCUACAUAUGCGUUAUAGUAAUUAUGUUUUAAAUAUAUACAUAUAUGUAUAUACAUGCAUAUAUAUUUUGCGAUCUUAGGUACAUACUAAGAAUUUUGUUAUGUUUUUUUGCGUUUGUUUUAUGUAAGAGAUGAAUAGAGCGAAAUCAAAGUAUAUUUUCAUCUUUUGUACGUCAUUGUCACUGUAUCUUUUAGAUAGAAAAAUUGCGCGUAGAAGUUCGAUUAAUUUCGUUUGAAAAUUGUUUGUUAGUUUUGAUGUAGAUGUUGUGGGCUAUUGGCAAUUAUAAGCCAUGUAUUUUUCAAAACCAAGUCGAAUCGGGUCACUAUUUCUUUGAUUCGCGACACUUUUACACAUGUCCAUUUUAUAAGGUAUGAUGCGUUUAUAUUACGUCUGUACAUAAAUAACAACGAUGUUUAUAAAUUAAUUAGUCUUUAUCGCAAAUAUUGUAAAUAGACAACGACCGUCAAAUCGAUCCUGUCCUCGAAAAAAAUGUCGAUGAGCCAUUCGCUGUGUUUACCGAAGAAUGCUAUUCUUCAUUGAUAUGCAGCUUACCGAACAGUACGAUUAUUAUGGUUCGUUGCAUUAAAUCAAUUACUUGCCAAUCUUUUAAGACAUAAUACCAAUUAUCGUUAAAAUUGCAACUUUUGUAACAUUGAAAUUUCAUUUUGUUGUAAUGCGCUUACGCAAAGGAAUGUAUUAUAUAUUCAUAAUACAUCUUCGACAUAAAAAGAAGAAAUUAAUAAUAUUCUUAACGUCACAUGUUUUAAUUGCCAAAUACUGAUGAAUUGAUACAUUUAUCUGUAUUCCCUUUUACGUACAACAUCAAAUCUACCAGAGACUAUGCUGUUUCAGGUGCGACUUGUUAACCAACUACUAUAUGAAAAGAUAGUCGGUUGGAUAAAAAGUUGAUAUUUAAAGCAAAAAAAAAAAAAGAGAAAAAAGAAACUCCGUUCCAUGGACAAGAAGAAAAGUACAUUCGGUUACAGUAGUGUAGGAAUAUAAGAGCAAGCAAGUAUUAGUCGCCGAGAAGUGUGUUUUCUCUCACUUGUGCUGACAAAUUCAAUGUAUUAUAUACCUAUCAAAUAAAUACUAUCUGAAUUAAAGCAAA